Messenger RNA from Fusarium vanettenii 77-13-4, 2205 nucleotides. RefSeq lists its product as uncharacterized. The transcript has 2 exons. The record is from RefSeq and is a predicted model, not a curated record. Lineage: Eukaryota; Fungi; Ascomycota; Sordariomycetes; Hypocreales; Nectriaceae. Bases 1 to 2205 code for a protein of 734 amino acids.
AUGAUUUGCCCCGUCUGCGACAAAUUGCUAAGUCUGCUUCAAGUGCCGGUUGGUCUCCCAAGGCCUAGUUAUCCAGAUUGCCGCAUAGACUGGCCGGAAGUCUUGACAUCCGGAUGCCCCUACCACCCAAAGCUGCUUGCCGCUAUCCUAGGGGUUGACUUAAAGCCCAAUGCUGCGGAAGACAUAGCUCUUUUGCCGUUUCGAGGAUAUGACCACAUUCAAAUUGUCGCCACUAUCAAGUCUUCAGAUGGCGAGAAGCAAUUCGGAUCAGGGGAGCUGCAACUGCUUUCAAAAGUACAGGAUGGCCGAACAAUCAAGGGCCCAGGGAAACUUGUCAACCCACAAUGGAUCCAGUCUGGUCUGGUUAGACAGUGGAAUAAGAAAUGUCUUGCUCUACAUGGGAAUGCCUGCGGGUCAGCAUCGGAAUUCGGACAUGGAAUUCAGCCAACAUGGGUCAUCGACGUUCAGCGUCAAUGCCUCGUGCGACCAUUGCCCUCCGAUAAGUAUGUAGCUUUAAGCUAUGUAUGGGGCAAAGUACCUACUUUCAUGACAAAACUCAACAACAUUGCUCAGCUACAGAAACCCUCGUCGUUGGCCGCUGGCAAUACAGACAUACCCAUCCCAAGGACCAUUCGGGAUGCCAUGAGCUGUGUUCAAGAGCUUGGUGAGCGAUAUCUUUGGACAGAUUCUUUGUGCAUCGUCCAAGAUGACUUUUCACUGAAAAGUACCGAGAUCAACAACAUGGCGGCUAUUUACUCCAACGCUACCUUGACGAUAAUUGCCGCAGACGGACUCGACGCUGACAGCGGUCUUCCGGGGCUUGAGGGUCUCACUUCACCGAGGUUUGCGGAACAGAAGAUUCAUACAUUACGGCCUGGGAUUGAGAUCGUUGAGAGCAUCGGACCCUCCCCUGGGCUAUACGCGGAACCCACAAAAUGGAGUACACGCGGAUGGACAUAUCAAGAGUACGUCUUCUCGCAACGCAGACUUCUCUUCGAGGGCGGCUGGGUACGAUGGAUCUGCGCCCGUGAUACCUGGUGUGAGGUUGGAGAGGCGCGCGACGCAGAUGGUGCUGGAAAAGAUGUACGCAGAGCCAUCUCCAGGCCCGUCCCGAAUCUGGAACUGCUCAACUCCAUGAUCAAUCAGUACAAUAGGAGGGAUCUGACGUACCCGGAAGACGCCCUGAACGGAUUGACUGGUGUCCUCAAUUCUUUCACGCCUAGAUUUGUUGGAGGGUUCAUCUCUGGUCUUCCAGCCGCCAUCUUUCACAUCGCAGUCCUGUGGGAGCCCUUUGAUACACUUACUCGACGACAGGCAGUAACAUAUUCACAUACAGAUGUCUGCUUACCGAGCUGGAGCUGGAUAGGUUGGAAAGGCGGACUUGCGCCAUUCGCCUGGUCGCCAGCCUUGGACUUUGUGAGGUCAAGCAAAAUCAGGGAGGGAGCACGUUUCUUUGACAGAGUCAAGCCCCUUGUGGAAUGGAGCUGGAGAAAGAAUCUCAAAGCAGAAAGCACCCGAAUUCAUUGCACGUGGUUCGAUUACCAGCAGAGGUUCUCUAGGAAGAACUUAAAUGCACCACCUCCUUGUCCCCCGGGCUGGACGAGACACGAAACCAAACCUCCGUCUUCAGUAGAGGAAUUCAUUUACGAGGGACCAAAACCGGGUUAUCCACCGCAUUACUUUUACAAGCAUGAAUCAGAGCCAGAGUCUGAGUUUUGGUAUCCAAUCCCAUUGCCAGACGCAUCACCUCUGAUAGGAACCCAGAUAGCUGCACCGUUCAUUUCUUGCCAGACGAAAAGAGCGUUCGCAUAUCGUGGUGAGGUCAUCACGCCGACGUACAGAAGAGGCGGUAUAGUUGUAUCGCUUCGAGGCGUGACAUCUACGUGGCUUGGGGCUCUGAGGCUGCACGAAAGACCUACAUGGAUGGAAAGAGGUACAGAUGAUAUCAGUAACCAACCUAUAGAACUGGUCGAGGUCGCCCUUGGGUCUGUCCCUGAAGAUGCUCGAAAGUGGCUGCCGUAUCAUCAGGUGCUGGACGAAUGGGAUCAUGAGGAGAGGCCGAAAAAUGGUGAUUUUUACGAAUAUUACUUUGUCUUGUGGGUUGAGAGGAAAGGUGAUGUUGCGUAUAGGAGGGGCCUGGGGCGGGUAGAGCGGCAACUCUGGGAGGCACAGGCAAGAGAGAGUAUUGAAUUGACUCUUGGAUGA